GGAAGCGCCGGCGCGCAGCCAUGGACUUCCCCGGCGCAGCCAUCAUCAUGGCGCAAGUGAAAGAGAAGCCGAAGCGCAAGCGCGUGGGGCUGACGUCGGUGGGACCCCCCAUCCGGCCCCACAUGGCCAUCCUGGGCCCUGAGGGCACGCCUGCGGUGCACAGCCGUGGCGGCACCACGCUUACCGUCGAAGUGCGGAAGAAGCAGCACCCGGCCCUUGUCACCAAGAUGCCCUUUGUGCCCACCCACUACUACAUGGCCAA
This is a messenger RNA of Tauraco erythrolophus (red-crested turaco), 262 nucleotides long. The record is from RefSeq and is a predicted model, not a curated record. Lineage: Eukaryota; Metazoa; Chordata; Aves; Musophagiformes; Musophagidae.